This is a messenger RNA of Eimeria tenella, 848 nucleotides long. RefSeq lists its product as uncharacterized. The annotation marks the transcript as partial. The record is from RefSeq and is a predicted model, not a curated record. NCBI's taxonomy places the organism in Eukaryota, Apicomplexa, Conoidasida, Eucoccidiorida, Eimeriidae. The transcript has 3 exons.
AUGGCGCUGGCGCUGCUGGCGAGCCGCGACGCGGGGAAGGCCGCGCGGCUGCUGGACGGGAGCGCGGCGGCGUUUGAACAGAUGGGGCAAGUGUUCAAAAACGGAGUUGGAGUUUUGGCAGUGGCGCUGCACACGGAAGUGCCGGAGAGCGUGCCGGAGGGCGUGGCGGAGCCGUUUCAGCUGGCGCUGCAGAUGUGCGAGCGGUCGCUGAGCAGCCUGGGAGCGACGCUGCAGCCGGGCUGGCUGCAGCAGAGCCGCCUGCACGCGAAGCCCGGCGCCGCCGCCUGGGUCUUCGACUGGCUCGAGGAGGACAUGCAGAGCUGCAGGCAGCAGCUCGACGCCGCCAAGACCCUCUACGCCGAGAUGUUCUCCCUCGCCACCAGCAGGCCUUCGCUGCCGUUUCUCUUUCAGGGCGUCGUGGAGCUCCGCAAGGCCAUGGACGCUGCGCAGACGGAGCUGGUGCAGGCGGCGGACCGGCUCGCGGUGGCCUGCGGGGCGGAGCUGGCGCGGGCGCUGCAGCGCUUCGCGAAGAGCCCCACGCCGGAGGCCGCGCGCCAGCUGUGGACUCAGGCGCAAAACGGCGACCAGGUGCUGCUCCGCAUCUACGGCCUCGCCGCCCCCGCGCCCCAGUUCGAGGAGCUCGAGGAGGCCAUUCAGCAGGCCAAGGAGCUCUACGCCGGCUUCCGGCAGCCCGCGGACGCAGGAAGCAUCUUUUGUGUGCAGAAUGUAAUUAGAGAGUUUCUAAGACUUGGAGAUGAAGAAAAGUUUCGACGCGUUUCGAGUUUCUUGACCGCAGCGGCUGUUUCUGCUGCCGGGUCUUCUUCGUCUUGUACAGAAUCUAUUUCAAA